This is a messenger RNA of Anopheles gambiae (African malaria mosquito), 3604 nucleotides long. RefSeq names its product SUMO-activating enzyme subunit 2 (gene Uba2). The transcript is spliced from 6 exons. Lineage: Eukaryota; Metazoa; Arthropoda; Insecta; Diptera; Culicidae. The record is from RefSeq and is a predicted model, not a curated record. Gene Ontology annotation, biological process: protein sumoylation. Gene Ontology annotation, cellular component: SUMO activating enzyme complex; cytoplasm. Gene Ontology annotation, molecular function: SUMO activating enzyme activity. Bases 1403 to 3406 code for a protein of 667 amino acids.
CCGUGAACGAUGGCGACGGGAGACGCUUUUUUCGUGUUUGCCUUUUAGCACGCACAUGCGCAUGAAAUUGUAAACAAAACGGCCGGAGAACGGUAGUUAUUUGUGUGUUUGAUUUUGAAAUGUUGUGUAUAGGAAGCUGCUGGGCGGAGGAAAGGUGGAAAUAGGCUUCUAAUUGUUAGGAAGGCAGAGGAAGGGGAGGAUGGCGUUCUCCUACCGGAAGGGGGAAAUUGUGAUGAGCAAAUCGUUUAAAAAGAAACCGUUGGUACCGGUCGGCUUCUUUGGAAAACUGCUCCCAAGAUCCUGAAGAUCCAAGUAACCGGUUGGAAACGUUGGAUGUAGUGAUGGGUAACAUUGGCAAAUAUUCGGAAUCGACUCUGAUCUAGAUUUUGUUCCCUACUCCGAAAGACCGGAAUCGUCCGGAGCAGUUGGAUUCAUACAGAGUUGGAGCCAACCGUAAUUGAAGUUGUCCGUAUUCGGAGUCAUUCGAAGUCGAAGUCAUCCGGAGUCGUCAGCGUCGAAGUCAACCAGAAGUCAUAAGGAAUCGGUCCGGGUAAAGAGCUGCACUCGGUCGGAGUCGGAGUCAUUCGAGGUCGAAGCCAUCAGAAGUCUAAAUUUUCCGGAUUCGGGAAUAUCCAAAGUCGGAAUUGUCCGGAGUCGAAUUCAUCCAAUGUUGGAGUCAUCCGGAGUCGGAGGCAUACGAAGUCGGAGUCGUUCGGAUUCGGAGUCAUCUGGAGGUGAAUUAAAAUGGAGUGAAAGUCAUCCGGAGUCGGUGUCGGUAAAAAUAAUCUAGAAUCGAAGUUUUCAGGAAUCAGAGUCGUUCCAAGUUGAAGUAGUCCAACGUCGUAGUUGUCAGAAGUCGGAGUCAUCCAAAUUCUGAUUCGUUCGGAGUCAUCCGUACCCGGAGUCAACCUAAAUGUGAGGAAUCCGGUUGCCCGGAGACAUCCGAAGCUGGUGUCAUCCGAAGAUGGAUUCGUUCUGAGUCGUCCAUAGUCGGAGUCAUCCGUAGUUGAAGUCAUCUGAAAUCAAAGUUGUCCGGUGUCUGAGUCAUCCGGAGUCGGAAUUACCCUAGAUGUUAUUGUAAAGACCAGAAAUGAACCUUAAUUUUAUCUUAAUAUUUAGCCAUUUUUUCCUUUUUUAGUUUUCCCCCAGCGUUUUUGCAAAGCAGUGCCUUAAUAAGCAUUCAUCGAGCAUUGAAAAAAAUUGUCGACUGGGUCCGCCUUUUCCGUCCUACUCUCUCAAUGUCAAACGAUUCGCUGUCAGUUGGCCGCUUGUCAUGCGGCAUUAGAAAAAGGAGAGAAAAACAAGCAGAACGAACGCUGUUUUGUGUUGCUAAUUUAUGUACCCGGUCUAUUGACGAAAGUGGCUUUUCCCUGAAGAAGCGCAUUUUCGCACCGCAUAAAAUAUGGCUGCCCAGCUUGAUGGUGUUUUCGAGGCGGAGCUGCAGAAGAAAAUUACCGAAUCGAAGGUGCUAGUCGUCGGAGCGGGCGGAAUUGGGUGUGAAAUAUUGAAAAAUCUCGUACUAACAGGAUUCACGGACAUUGAGAUCAUCGAUUUGGAUACGAUCGACGUUAGCAACCUGAAUCGUCAAUUUCUGUUCCACAAGGAGCACGUCGGCAAGUCGAAAGCGAACGUCGCCCGGGAGAGUGCUCUGGCGUUCAAUCCGAACGCCAAGAUCAAAGCAUACCAUGACAGUAUUACGACCAACAACUAUGGUGUGAAUUUCUUCCAACAGUUCUCCAUCGUCCUGAAUGCGCUGGAUAACCGCGCUGCGCGCAGUCACGUCAAUCGCCUGUGUCUGACGGCCGACGUGCCGUUGAUAGAAUCGGGCACGGCCGGAUACAACGGGCAGGUGGAGCUGAUCAAGCGUGGACUCACCUCGUGCUACGAGUGUGUCCCGCAGCCGGCUCAAAAGUCCUACCCGGGAUGUACGAUCCGCAACACUCCGUCGGAACCGAUUCACUGCAUCGUGUGGGCGAAGCAUCUGUUUAAUCAACUGUUUGGUGAAAGCAAUGAGGAUGAGGACGUGUCCCCGGAUACAGCCGAUCCGGAAGCGGGUGCCGAUGUGGGCAGCUCAGCGCUGGAGAAGGAAGCGAACGAGAAGGGCAACGUGGAUCGUGUCAAUACGCGCACCUGGGCCAAGCAGUGCGAAUACGAUCCGGAGAAGAUUUUCAACAAACUGUUCUUCGACGACAUCAACUAUCUGCUGAGCAUGUCCAACCUGUGGAAGAACCGCACGCCACCGAAGCCGGCCAAGUGGGACGCGGUGCAGGAAGGCGACGGGGAGGAUGGUAGCAUUGUCGAGGACAGUGUGACCCGCGAUCAGAAGGUGCUCAGCAUGGCCCAGACGGCGAAGGUGUUUGGCGAGAGCAUUAAGGCGCUGAAGGAAGCGGUCGGCAAGCUGCCGGAAGGCGACCAUCUCGUCUGGGACAAGGACGACAAGGACGGGAUGGACUUUGUGGCCGCCUGUGCCAAUAUUCGUGCACAAAUCUUUGGCAUUCCAAGAAAGAGUCGGUUCGAGAUUAAGUCAAUGGCAGGCAACAUCAUACCGGCAAUCGCGACGACGAACGCCAUUACGGCCGGCAUUGUCGUGAUGCGCGCCUUCCGCGUGCUGCAGCAGGAGUACGAAGCGUGCAAGACGGUGUACGUGCGGCUGCGGGUCAACGGUCGCAAUCAGUUCAUCGUACCGGAAACGCUGAUCAUUCCACCGAAGCCGAAAUGCUACGUGUGCGCCGCCAAGCCGGAGGUGGUGCUGAAGGUCGACACCAAGAAGCUGACCGUGCGCGAGUUCCGGGACGACAUACUGAUCAAGGCGUUGAACAUGGUCAGCCCGGACGUCCUGCUGGACGGCACCGGGACGAUCGUGAUCUCAUCCGAGGAGGAUGAAAAGGAUUGCAACAACGAUAAGACGCUGGAGGAGCUGAAGAUCGUCAACGGGUGCAUACUGAAGGCGGACGAUUUCCUGCAGAACUACGAGCUCAGCAUAACCGUGCUGCACAAGGAGGCGGGCCGGGAGGAGGCACCGUUCGAGAUCGUGGCCGAUCCGGACUCGCUGAAACCGAAAGAGGAAGAGGAGAAGAAGGAGGAAGUCAAACCGGCAGCGGCACCGGUGGACGAUGCACAGCCGUCCACCUCGAAGGGACUGAACGGAUCGUCGUCGAACGGGAAGCAAUCCACCACCGUGAACGAGGUGGAGGACGAUGACGAUGAUAUGUGCAUCAUCGAGGAUGAUGAGGACGAGAAGCCGUCCACGUCGAAGGCGGCCGCCGACGCCGUCACGACACCGGGCAAGAGCGUGGAGAAGCGGAAGCACGCACCGGAGGAUGAUGAACCGGCAAACAAAAAGGCCAAAGUAUCCUCCUCCCAUCCGAUGGAUGACGAUGAUGAUGAUUUGGUCAUACUGGAUUAGGAUGCAGGUCAGCAGCGGGCGGGCCGGGGGGUUUUAGAAAGUAAGAGCAAAACACACACACACACACACACACAGGUUCGUAUCGAUCCACAUCUCAUGAUUAUCGAUGUCAUCGUCAACUAAUUAUCCUUCUGGGAAAACACACAUUGUAUGAGCAGAAAAUCUCCUGAAAUAAAUUUUAUCUGUCGUACAAGGAAA